AUGAUUUUUAAAUGUGAUCAAAUAAAAAGCAAUGGUGAAGAUUAUAAACCCGUUGAAAUAGUCAGACAAAGUGUAGAUUAUGAGGACUGUUCAAAAAGAUUUUACGAGGUUCCGAGAGACUUCUCAAAGCAAUAUGCCCAUAUUUAUUCUGCGAGGUUAAAUACAUUUAGAAACAUUUUAAUCCCUCUAAUUAAGAAAAAAUGGUCGAAUAAUUAUAAAGUUUUAAAGCUAUGUGAUUUACGCGAGAAAGGUGAUCCUUGCAUUAUAAUUGGAACACUUUUUAAGCUUCAAGAGCUGAAACCAAGUAUUUUAAAGGAACUUUCAGACCAGUUAGAGAUCUUACCACAACCAAGCAGGACUCAUUUUGUUCAUGACAAUGAUUGUAUGGUCUUGGAAGAUGAGUUGCAAAGAAUAAAACUCUCUGGUGACUGUAUAGAUGUUAACAAAGUUGUUACUGGAGUUGUAGUUGCUGUUCUUGGUUCAGAGGAUGAAGAUGGUAUAUUUUCAGUUCAAGAUGUAUGUUGGGCAGGUUGUAAUGUACAAAAGCCUUUGCCACAGUUAUCCAAUGAUAGAUACAUUGUCUUAUUGUCUGGACUAAACUUUGCUUCCAAAUCAGCUGAUCAUUUGUUCUCUUUGAAUCUCUUUUUGGAGUGGAUAUCAGGAUUCUGUGGCACAUCAGACUAUCAAGAAGAAUUUUCUAAAGUUGUCAGAGUAAUUGUUGCAGGUGGUAUAUUUGCUAAAUAUUCAAAUGAAAAUCUCCUUACGGAAACUGAUGUGAUAGCUGCAUCAGAAAAUGUGGAUUCAUUUUGUGCUGCCCUUAGUGCGGUUUCCCCUUUGGAUUUGAUGCCUGGUUGUAAAGACCCUACAGGGAUAAUGUUACCACAGAAACCAUUUCAUUAUUGUUUAUUCCCAAAAGCUGUAGAAUAUAAAACUUUUAACAGGGUCUCGAAUCCAUAUGAAUGUUCUAUUAGUGGUUUUACGUGUUUGGGAUCCUCUGGUGAACCUGUAAAGGAUAUCAUGAGAUACAGCAAAUUUGAUACUGAAAUUGAAGUAUUAAAGAGUACACUUCAGUGGAGGCAUAUAGCUCCCACAUGUCCGGAUACGGUGCCUUGUGUGCCUUGUUUGGAUACAGAUCCUUUAACUAUGUAUAACUGUCCAGCUGUCUAUUUUAGUGGAAAUGCUUAUCAGUUUUCAACUGAUCUCUAUGAAGGAGAAAGUGGCCAGCGAGUUAGACUUGUGACUAUUCCUGAUUUUUGCGAUUCAAAUAAUGCGCUCAUAGUUGGAAUAAUUAUUGCCAAAAAUAGUCCAAGGGUGCUUGGAACCAAAAAGAAAAAUGGUGAAUCUAGAGGUGUCAUGUCUUUUACGUUACGCGAUUCUGAUGUAGAUAUAAUAAAUGCAGAUGUUUGGGGUUCGGAAUAUUUUGUAAUAACAUUUUACGAGCGAUUUUUGGUCGGCGAUGUUGAACAAACUGACAACAUUUACGUGGAUUUAUUGGUUGUUGUAAAAUCCAUACAAGCGCCAAAAACUAUAAGGACUAAAAAAGGGACCGAUAUGACAGUACGCGGCGUUGAAAUUAUUGAUAACACAACACCGGCAUCACUUUACUUGGACUUAUUUGAAAUUGAAACAAUACAAAGGGCCGAACAGUGGCGUUCGUUAGAGAGCGUGUUAUUCAUAGCGGACGCCCGGGUAUCUUGGCGAAACCGCGCUGUCCGCGUGCAGAGCUGCUCCCGAACUGUCAUCACCCAUCAACCUCAUACGUCUGAGGCAGAAGCAUUGAGGCUCUAUAUACAAAAUCAGACCAGCUCCGGGGAAGCAGCAGCAUGGGCAGCGUGGAGCGGACAGCGGGCUAGUGCUGCGUCAGUAGCACAAAUACGAGAUAAACUAGCCUUCGGAGCACCCUUCUCCGCCGCGCUGCAUGCGUUACUGACACAUCUUGAUCUGGAAGAUCUUGUAUCUAUGACAAAUAUAGAUUUGGAAGAUAUUCGUGUGAGGUUUGCGGACCACACAGGAGAGCUAACUGCCCGUUUACCAUUGAAUAUUAUUGGCGAUGUUUUUGGCUAUAACGCUGAACAGUUAAAGGCGAUGUCAAGCGAUGAUCGAGCAGCAAUCCGUUGGAGAUUUCUCCUCGAACAGUGUUCAGCUAAGGUCGUAGUGACACCACCUCGCGUUAUCGUAAUAGCACUGAGACGCGCCACACCGGCCGAUCCAAUUCCUUUGUACUAA
Messenger RNA from Leptosia nina, 2226 nucleotides. Lineage: Eukaryota; Metazoa; Arthropoda; Insecta; Lepidoptera; Pieridae. The record is from the annotation of a GenBank genome assembly.